Musa acuminata subsp. malaccensis (wild Malaysian banana) is the source of this 1086-nucleotide messenger RNA. RefSeq lists its product as uncharacterized. The record is from RefSeq and is a predicted model, not a curated record. Gene Ontology annotation, cellular component: chloroplast envelope. NCBI's taxonomy places the organism in Eukaryota, Viridiplantae, Streptophyta, Magnoliopsida, Zingiberales, Musaceae.
UUGUGAUUGGUGCUGUGCUUCUGUCUCCUCCGCUGUAAGUUUGAUUUAGAUGAUACAUUUUGGGUUCCAACUUAAAUUAUUUUCCAAGAAUUAAAAGCCAAAAACACAGAGUACAAGAGGAUCCAUUGGUCCAUCGGGUCCCCAUUCUAUCCAUCUUUUCUGGUUGGGGAUAUGCUUCUGUGUCUUCGUCACUCCCAUCUCACACCGCCCUCCUCCUUCCAACACAACCACUCCGAUGGCAAGUGCUUCGGUUCCUCAUCCAGGACCCUGUUCCUCCCUCCCUCCUUGGUGUCCAUCCCCUUCUCCCUCAGAGGGUCCCAUCUGAGGCCCUCCCACGGUUGGAAGAUUGCGAGAGUGACCUCCUCCUUGAUCGAAGCUCCUGUGCUCUGGGCUGGUAGGCUUUGCAUCUUCUAUGCCCUCCUUAAGACCGGUCUUGCUGGGUCCGAUUCCAACCCGUUUGUUCCUUCAGGGUUGAGAGGUGAUGGUGAGGAUUUGGGGUUUUCUAAGUGGAUUGAGAUGCUCCAGGGUAGAUCAGAUGAUAAGAAGGCAACUGACCGAAGGAAGUUGGUUAGUAAGUGGCACCCAACAACUAAGGGCACACUGAAGAGAAGUUAUAGGGUACCUUCAAAGGCUGAAGGCCGUCGACUUCUUAAAUCCAUUGCAUCCUUACUUUCUGACGAUGACCAUUUUGUGGAUGCUACAUCACAUAAGGGUUGUCAGAUACGAAGGGAGAGUGCCCACGGAGAAAGCGUAUGUUGCAAUAAUGUAAGAGCUCUAUUCGAUGAGCUUCCCACGCCACACCUUGUUGUUGAGAUCACUGCUUUUCCUGCUGGGCCACUUACAGACAAGGAUUAUAUAAAGGCUGAGAAGCUUGAGAGAGUCCUGAGGUCAGGUUCUUCCAUUUGAAGGUUUACAUGUAUCACUGACCUGUGCAAAACAUGAACAGAAUGAACUUCUAAUCUUUAGGCUGUAAUCAAGCCUGCUUACAUGCAUUUAAAGUUUGUAUGACAAUUUUAAAUGUAUGAGAUCCUUGUGAACUGUCUUGGUUAUUAUUUUUUAUAAUAUUUUAUUCUGAGAUGUUCAAAA